This is a messenger RNA of Paramecium sonneborni, 3976 nucleotides long. The record is from the annotation of a GenBank genome assembly. Lineage: Eukaryota; Ciliophora; Oligohymenophorea; Peniculida; Parameciidae.
AUGAGCCUUACCAUUAAUUCCAAUAUCUUUGAGAUAUAAAAUUAAGAACAGAUAAAUUAAUUAAUUAAUUUUCUUAAGCUUAAUGGAGAAUUAACAAGAGGAGAAUUUUGUUUCAAAGAUCAAGCAUAACAAAAAAAAUUUAAUAUUUUUAGAUAAACAUAUUAAACUUUGAAAGAAAACUUUCCAGAUUUUAAGUUGAAAUUCAAAUGCAAUAAAGGCUAAUUAUAAUCUUCAACAGAUUUACAUUUAAAAACGAAGAGUGAUGAUUCAAGAUAAACUUUUUAAAUAAAAACUAAUGAUGAGACAAUAAACAGUGAUUAAUCUAAACCUUUUGUAAAUCAAUCAACUUAAAGGCAAAUAUAAGAAGAAAUAUAAUCUUUUAACCCUGUUGUUUAUGAAUAUUAAGAUGAUGAUAGUUUAAGAGAUCAAGAAAGUAAAAGUUCAAGUGAUGAAUCUGAAAAUGAAAAUCUUUAAUCUAUCAAUCAAGUAUAAUGUUUUCCUCAAGAUGAAUUAAAUUAUUUGAAUAAUACUUAAAAUGAAUAUUAAUUACAAAGAUCUUAAUUACCAAGUGACAUUUUAAAAUAAAUAAACUCUGAAGAAAAUAAAAUAUUAGAAUUUCAUAGUGAAGUAGCAAAAUAAGAUGUAAUUGAGUCCGAGAUAAAGAUUCUUGGAUUGGGAACUGCUUCUACGAUUUAACUUAAAAAUUAAUUUAUUUUAAAAAUGAUUGAAAAACUAUUUUUAUAGGAAUGGAAUCAAUUUAUCAACUAAUUUAAUUUAGAACAAAAGAAAUUUAAUCUUUAUAAACUAAAAUUAAAUCAAGAUAUUGAUAAAAUCUAAAAAGAAAUUUAAGAGUUUAUCAAUAAAAUAUCUUAUAUCGACAUUGAAUUUUGUUAUUAUACCAAUUAUACUAUGAUAGCUUCUUCAAAAAUAAAUGAAUUUUUGAAAUCCUAUUAAAUAUAUCCUUUUUAUUUUUAUGAUUCCUUCUUUUUAGUUUCAAUUACACAAAAUAUACAUCAACUUUAAGAAAUCUCUCAACAAAUAAAUAAUAAUUAUAGAGGAAUUUUCUUAUAUUUUUCAACUCUAAGACCCUUUCAAUAACAAAGUUAUUCAAGUUCUGAUCUUGAAUUAUGUAGAUCUCAAUAUUAUGAAAAAAUAUUAGCUUUAGAAUUUAAAUAAUAUUGUAUGAACUAGUUUUUUAAUAAUUAAUAUUUUUUUCUAGAAAUGAAUUUUAGUCAUGUGUUGUAAAAUAGAGAAUUAAUGGAAAAAUAAAUUAAAAAAUAUAUUCAAUCUUGCUUAAAAAGUCCAUUUUUAUUGAAGUUUGAAUUAUAACUAAAUUAAAAAGAUGAAAAUUUUAUUGAUUAAUGUUUCAAAGAGAAAUUAUAGGAUGGUUAAUGCAAAAUUAUUUACUUAAAAAAAGAAAAAUCAUACUAUUUGUUUGGAAAUACAGAAGAACUUAUCUCUUUAUUUAAAAAUAUAAUUUAGGAACGUGAAACAAUGAAAACUUAUUUUACUUAAACGACUUUAUUCAUUAAUAAAUCAAAUCUUGUUUAAUAAUUUUCAGGAUAAAUUAAAUUUUUUGAUUUAGAAUCAAUAAAUAGAAUUUUAAAUGAUGUUGGAUUUAAAAAUGAUUAAAGUCAUGCUUAAGAUUUGAAAUAUAAUAAUCCUGAUAACAUUAAUUUUUAUUAUUUAUGUAAAAUAUUAAAAUUAUAUAGUGUAAACUCUUGAGAUGAUAUGUACAAUUAGAUAAUAAAAUACGAAUAAAGAAAAGAUCUAGUCAAUUUAUCAUAAAUUUAAUUAGAAUCCUCAUAAAAAUUAACUUAAUAGAUUAGAUAAUGGAUUAUUUUCUCUUUCUUCACAGGGUUAUUAAAAAGGAAAAAACGAAAAAUGGACAGUUUCACUAGAUUUAGUUCCUAAUAAUGUAAUAAAUUUUGCCCUAUAGAGAAUUAUUGAAUUGAAAGUAAAAUAUUGUUAAUAAUUUAGCCGAAAAUAUUAGAUAGCAUUAUACAAGAAUAUCUUUAUUAAGAUUUUUAGGAAAAAUUAGUAUAAAAAAACUCUUAAAUUUCAUUUAUUAAAAUAGAUGAAGGAAAAUAUUAACUUUCUUGUCAAAAUAAUUAAAUUAUAAAAUAAUUUGAAGAUUAUUUUUCUAAGUUUGUAUCAUAGAAAGUCAUUUUGAAUGAAUAAAUUUUGAGAAUUUUUGAACUAAGUAGUUUCAAAAAAAUUGAAUUAUAAAAAAAAAAUGUUUAUUAUAGAGUAGAAUCUGACGGAUUGCUUUUAAUUUCUAGAAAUUUAGAGUCAAUCUAAAAUGUUACAUAAAAUUUUUAAUAUUAUUAAGGAUUUAUUAUAACUAUGAAUAGUUUAAAAUCUCAAAGUUAGGAAGAAAAACCUGAAAAUUAUUAAUUGGUCUAGGCUAGAACUGGAUAUAUGAAACAUGUUUUGAAAGAUUUUUUAUAGAAAAAUUUAUAAAUUAUGGAUAUUGAAUUUAAGGAAGAUUAAGAAAUAAGUGCCUAUUGUAUAUUUCAUUUAAAUUUUUAAAAAUUAUAAAAUUUUUCUAACUAAGAACAGAUGGAAGAUGCUUCUAAUAAAUUAUAGGAUGAUAUAUUUUAAAUGAUUUCACCUUUAUACUUUUUUGAAAUAAAGACAGAUUAAGAAGCAGGUAAAAUUAUAUUUUAAAAUAUUAUAUAAAGCAGAUAAAUUUAUGUUACUUUUAAAUAAUAAUACUCUGAUUAUUUUAUUACAAUUUUGGCAAAUAAAAAAUAAUUCAAAGAGGUAUAUGAUAAUUUAAUCUAAUUAUAAUUUAAUGAAAAAGCAUAAGAAAAUAUUGAAUUUAGUAUAUAUAUUGGAUAGUUUUGCAUUUAUCAUAAUAUCAUACAAAUUAAUUAAUCUAAAAAAUAAUUAAAAGUAGAUUUCGAAAAAAAAGGUUUUGAGGUUGAUGAUUAAAAAGUUAGAUGGAUAAUCAAGUCUAAAAAACCUUCUUAAGCAUGUAAUUAUUAACAUAAUUUUAGUUUAAAUAUUAUCAAUUUUAAUAAAUAAAAUGCAAGACGAAGAUGAAUAGAAGAAUUUUUAAGAUCUUGAUAAAUAUGAUAUUUAUUUUGGAAAUAUGUCCGAAAUAAAAAAUGAAUCAUCAUUUUAAAGCAAGUCCUUCUUUUAAAGCUAUUAUGAACUUUUUGAAGAUUCUUAAUAAAAAAGCCAUAUUAAUAGCAUUUACAUUAGUGAAUCUACUAAAAAGGAUUAGUAAAAGAAAUCUAUAUAAAAUGAAAUCAACAUACCUUAAAAACAAGUAUAAUAAUAAUUAAAUAAUUUUGUGCUCUAAAAUGAAGAUAGUAAGAACACAAAUUUUAUAGUACCUUAAUAAUUAUCCUUCUAAUAAUAAAAAAAUUAUUCAUAAUAAAACUAAUAAAUAUUUUAAAAACAAGUUCAAUAAUAAUAAAUACCUGAAGACUCUCUUGAUGAUUCUUCUGAAUAUAGUAAAUCAUAAUUAAGCAAUAGUUUAUCAAAUCAAAUGAAUAUAACUUCAUUAUCUUUUAAUAAUGAUGCUUAAACUACUUUCGAUAAACAAUGUUUAUUAGUUGAAUUUUAGUAAAAUUAAAUACCCAUAGUGCCUCCAAUGGAGGAAAAGUUAGUACAACAUCUUUCAUAAAAUUUUAAAAAUCAUAAAUUCGAAUAUUUUUAACCAAAAGUAGAUUAAGAUUAUGUUAAAUAUUUUAAUAAAAUUGCAUAAUAAACAAUUACACUUUACAUCAUUUAAAAACCAGAUAAAGAAUACCAUAAUGAAUUUUCAAAAAAGUUAUUAUUUUAUUUAAAUUAUGAUGUUUUGAUUGAAAAGUUUGUGAAUCACUCAUCUUUGAUUAUUAUUUGUUGUAAAGCUAAUAAAGCAGCUCAUUACUAAAUUCCUAAUAGAGAAAAAAGCUACUAAAUUUGUUUGAAAGAUCCAAAUUAAGUAUUACCUUUUUUAUGGGUAAGAAGAAAAAGUAAUUGA